ACAGCGGCGGCGCCACCCUCGGCGAGGACAGGAGCCGGCGGUGGGGGGCUGCGGCCAGGUGCGCUGCUGGAGCUGCCGCUCUGCCCGUUCGCUCGCCGCGCUUUCCGCCCGUCGGCAGCACCAUGACCGUCGCACGGCUGGACCAGGGGCAGCGCUACCGGCCGCGGAUGGCCUUCCUGAAAAAGAUUGAAGCGCUUAUAAUGGAGAUGCAGAAUCCAGACACGGGCAUCAAGACACAGACUCAGAGGGUGAUGAUCACAAACAUCCCGCAUGCCGUGGCAGGUAAUGAUAUAUUUCAGUGGAUUCUCCAGCGUUUACAGAUCACUAAUGAAGAGGCAUUGCACCUGGGGGACCUGUUUGUCAAAUAUGGCUACAUCUACCCUCUUCAGGAGCCAAAGAAUCUCACCCUCAGGACAGAUGGCAGCCUGUACAGGUUUCAAACCCCGUAUUUCUGGCCCGCACAAAGCUGGCCUGCUGAUGACACCGACUAUGCAAUUUACCUAGCAAAGAAGAACAUCAAGAGGAAAGGGAUUUUAGAAGAGUAUGAAAAGGAACAUUACAACAUGCUCAAUAAAAAAAUAAACUACAAGUGGGAUUUUGUUAUUAUGCAGGCCAAAGAGCAGUACAAGGCAGGAAAGGAGCGGAAGAAGGCGGACAGGUACGCUCUGGAUUGCCAGGAGAGAGCCUACUGGCUUGUGAACAGAACUCCUCCCGGCAUGCUGGAUGUCCUAGAAUAUGGAAUAGACCGUGUAACAGAUCCCAAUGAAGAUAAGGUAAACCAGAAAAAAACAAUGGAUGUUUAUAGGAGAGAGAUUAUGUACUAUCAGCAGGCCAUCAUGAAAUCCAGAGUGAAAUCUUCUGUCUCCCUUGGAGGGCUUGUGAAGUACUCUGAGCAGUUUCUCUCCAAUGAUCCUAUCCUGUCUGGAUGUCUUCCUAGCAACCCCUGGAUAACAGAUGACCCUGAUUUCUGGGAUCUCAAUGCAAAGCUGGUGGAAAUCCCCACCAGGAUGCGUGUGGAGCGAUGGGCUUUUAAUUUCAACGAGCUGAUACGGGACCCAAAAGGUCGGCAGAACUUCCAGCUCUUCCUGAAGAAGGAGUUCAGCGGAGAGAACCUGAGUUUCUGGGAAGCCUGUGAGGAUCUCAAAUAUGGAGACCAGUCCAAGGUCAAAGAAAAAGCAGAAGAGAUUUACAAGCUGUUCCUCGCUCCAGGAGCUAGGCGCUGGAUUAACAUCGAUGGCACAACAAUGGGCAUCACGGUGAAAGGCCUCAAGCACCCUCAUCGCUAUGUUUUAGAUGCUGCUCAGACCCACAUUUACAUGCUGAUGAAAAAGGACUCCUAUGGCCGCUAUCUGAAGUCUCCAGUAUACAAGGAAAUGCUGGCCAAGGCUGUUGUGCCACAAGAAACUGUCAAAAAAAGGCAAGUGAAACUAAAACACAGUUGUGGGCUUUGCUUUUCUUGUAGCGAGGGUUGAAAAAGCCUGAGUUACAGCAAAAUUACUAUAAUUUAGAUAUUUGCUUAAUUAAAUACAUUUUUUCACUAAGAAGAUGCCUUUCUUUGAGAUUCAUUAUGCUGUUUAUUUGUGAGCCCUUUGGAAAUGCUUCAUGUGCAAUCAGAAUCUGCUUGAUGAUAACUCAGCUGCCUUGCCUGUUGGGUCUUUUCAGAAAUGCUGUGAUUGUUGCAUUAAUCAUGGCAUUUUUCUUGGAAGGAGAGAGCACUGUGUACUGGGCAUGAGAACUCUCAGCCAUGAAACACUGGCUGCCAGAGGAGAUGCAGAGCUGCUGCAGGAUCCUCCAUGGGUUCUGCUCUGCUCUGCCUGAACAAAGCUAGUUGCACCCUGCACAGUGAAGGUGAAAGGCAUCUUACCUGUGGGUGAUACAAGGUGGGCAGCCUGAGAAGGAGAAGGCUUGAAAUGGCUUUUUUCUGACCAAGGUGGGAGUUGCACAGCAAAUGCAGGCAAUCUGAACUGCAGUAGCUUCUUAAAACAAAACGUGCACUGUCAAAGCCGGACCGGGUGAUGUGCUUUUCUCUCUGUUCCUCUUCCACUUGUCAGCCUCGCAAGCAAAAAGAGGAAUCAUGGACUUUCACACUAUUGUUUCUUCUAAAGCCCAAGUCAGUGGAAAGGAAAAAAACCAACAAAACACCAAACCAACAAACCCUCCUGUUUGGGGCUGGGUUAGUUUUUUCCCGAGCCACACAAAGUCCCUGGCAGAUGCUGGAUUACCCCUGGUGAUUACCAUCAUAUCUUUCAGCGCCUGUUCUGGAUGCACAACACACAGACAGCAUCCUGUACAAACCAGAGAGAGCUGCUACCCCAGAAGUGGUUUAACAUUUGUUUUCACUGCUGCUGGUUCUGCUGAAACAGACAGCAGGUGCCUUUUUGGGAACCACCCAUACUGGUCUCAGUUUGAUGGCCGUUGUUUGGAUUCAUGCUGAAAGUUAGUUGUUAUAGAAUCACAGAACUGUAGGGGUUGGAAGGGACCUCUAGAAAUCAAAUCCAACCUCCUUGCUUAAGCAGUAGGGAACUUCUUGUGCUCCAGUUUCUGCCUGUUGCCUCUUUCUGUUGCCGUGUGCCACCACUGACUGGACUCCUUCACUUUAGAUAUUUAGCUUUCAGAUCACCUCUCAGCCUUUCCUUCUCCAGACUGCAGAGUCAGAAGUCUCUCAGCUUUUCCUUGUACAGAAUAUGCUGCAGGCCCUUUCAGAUGCUUAAAACAAGAAGAGUAAUGUUUUAGACAUCUUCUGGCAUUGGUGUCUCUCAUUAAGACCAGGAACAAAGCUGCCUUUACUCUUUUAGUAGUUCUGCUGCUAUAUGACAGAAUCACCAAGCCCUGCUUUAAACCACUUAGUCUGUGUUUGCACUUCAUGUAUGCUUCUUUAUCUACACUGUCCUCCUCAUUAAAUGAUAUCAUGGAAUAUUCACUGGCUUCUCUUUGGGAGAGAUUUUAAGAGACAAAAGUGCUUAAGAGGAAAGUCAGCCAAAAUACUAAGGUGCACCUCUGUAUUGAAUGUAUGAGGUGCCUUUCUUUUGCCUGGUCAGGUAGCAGCAGGCAAUGUGACAAGUGCCUUUCUCCCCAUGCAUAGCCUCAGAGCCCAAGGAGGUUUUCUGAUUGAUGACUCUGCUGUAUCUGGGGUCAUCCAGCUAUGCAGAGUUUCUACCUCUCAGUAACAUUCUGUUUCUUUCUCCUUCUGCCCAGUUCCAAUUUCCCCUUUGGACGCCGUCAUCUCCGCUCCAGCCCCAGCCCCAUCAUCCUGAGGCAGCAGGAGGAAGAAGCCAAAGCCAAAGAAGCUGCUGCCACCGUGGACAUCACGCAGGUCAUGAGCAAGCUGGAUCGGAGGAGCCAGCUCAAGCAGGAACCUCCUAAGUAGGCUCUGAGCCCUGCAGGGCACAGCACAGGGAAAAUACAAGCUGAGGCUGGUGUUGAGCUUCGUCUCCCUUUCCUGAAGGUGUCAGUGCUGCUUUAGGUUUCCCAGGCCAGCUCUGCCAGCAGCCUGCUUCCUGCAUGUUGCCAUGGCUUCUGCAGCAGCAGAUGUCACUUCCCAGGCACAUGAGGCAUGGGAAUGCUCCUGGAGCCAGGCUGCUGGCUGUGCUGGAUUCACAGCAUGAGGCCAGAAAUCUCUCUGUGCACACCAUGACGGGGGAUGCUUCUGGCUGCCCCAAGCCCCAGGAGUCUGGGCAGCCUGUGUGCCUCUCCCUGACUUCUGCUCCUCCAGCAGCUGGGAUGGCACAAGGUAGAGUGAAGCUGUGCUGUCUCAGUCCUUUGGUUUCAUACUGGCCUUCUUUGGAGCAGCAGUUGAGGACUCUCCAGGGAGCAGAGCAAGGCACCCUACCUCAGAAUGUGUCCGUGCUGAUGUCCAUCCUCUGAGCAGGAUGUGCACCCUCCUGUGGUGUGCGUCCACUGAGAGCAGUGGUCACAUAAAUUCUCCAUCUGCUCUAAGGCACUUCAAGUAUCCUGCGCCUCCAAAUCAAUGCAGAGGGGCUGCAGGCAGAAGAACAGGAUAGGCUUCUUGUGAGUACAGUGCAAGGAGCGUUUCUGAAGGUUUGGGUGUCCCUUUGAAUUUUAAUGACAAUCCCAAGUCCCCCGGGUACACUGGAGAUGAGUGGAAAGCUCUGCUCUCUCUCUGUUACCCUGCACUCAGUGAGCCAGGUGUGCAGGCGUAGAGCUGUCUCUCACAGGAGCUUGCAGGAGUGCUUGAGAGAUGCUGCCAUAUCUUUGUGUCUCUUUUAUCAAGUCCUUUCUGCCUCUUGUCUUGUCUUUUUCCUGCUAUUCUAUUUUCUGUAAAAUAAAAAAUAAAAAAAUAACAGGAGGUAGUUCCAGUUGUCACUGGUUUGUAGCCCAGAGGCAAAGAAGAGCCAGGGCAGAGGUGUUAAGAGCUGAUUUCAAGUUUAAGAGGUGAUUUUUGUUUUUUGUUGGUGUUUUUUUUUCUCAAUUUCUACUGUCUCUUUUGCUCCUUCGAAUAGGAAAUCUAACCAACUCUGUUAGCACUAAAGAGCUUGGGGAGAUUCCAGACUUUUCUGGGAAACCCCAGCCUGUCUGGGUUAGGCUGAUGACUAUCAGAACUGGGAAGAUUCCUGCAGAACUCAGUAAAGGCAGUGGGGUGGGGGUGGGGAGGCAGAAAAUCUUGUUUGUUAGAAGCUAGGGGAAGCAGAGGAACUGGAUGGGAAGAGCUGAAGUACAGGAAACUUCUUAACUCCUCUUGGUAUCGUGAAUCCAUUUUUACAACUGGAAUGAAAUUGCAGAAAACCAAAAGUAGAGAAACGUGGCUGUGAGGGGGGACUCAGGUGCAUAUGGACCAGCUUCUCACUGAGAGGGGGACAGCCAGGCCUCAGGCCCAGGCAGCUUUGAACCAGAAUUCUUGCUUCCCCUGUGCAUCAGGUGCAGAAUCAGGGCUACAUGUUCUGAUGUGGUGUCCUUGCAGAACCAGCUUCCUUCGUUUUGCAGCUGAGCUAUGGGAGAUCUUCAUGACCUUGUUAACCUAAUGGGGAUGUAAUGUUUUUAGAGGAAUUGAAAUCAAGUUGCAUGAGUCUUUUGCUCUGAUGUCAAGGCCUGACUGCUAAAUCUGUUCAGGUUCCCAAAGGAAUCAAUGGUAAAUUUUGCAGUACCAUAAAGGGGGAGCAGACUCAGAUGUAAAUGCAUAAAACCACAAGGCUUGUUCACACGAGGUGCUGAGCACCAUCAGCUUACCUUGACGAGAGCACUGAAGAGCUUGGCAGGGUUGGUUUGAAGCUGUUAGGGUGUGAUGAGCUCUACACUCUUCAGAGCUUGUGUAACAUGGAGCACUGAACGUGUUGGGAUUGCCAGUAGUAGUAACAUAUGGAAGAUCAAGUCAGGAUAUAAAUAAUAAAUAACAAAUCUGUGUGUUCCAGUCAGUCCCUCUGAUUCUACUUCUGUUUUGUUUGUAGCUGUGCUUUUUAUGUUACCUCUCUCCAUUCCUUUCUCUGAUUUUAUUUUUUUAACAUCUCAGCUUUACCUUGCUGUCCCACUGGCAAGAGUUAAUGCUGCUGCUGGCUUAAUGCUGCUCUGCAGUCCCCAUGCUUGUGACACUCCAGUCCCACACUUGCAGGUAGAAGCUGGCUCUGUUCUGCUUCUAGGUUGAGUAAGCUGGCGUGACGCAGUGUGCCAUUCCUUGGUCCCUUGCUGCUCAGUCCCUAAAGAGGAAGGUUGCGUGGUAUAAAGUGUGACCGUGGCACAAACUGAACUUCGCUUUAUGUCAGCCAAGAAAUUGUUUCCAUUGGAAAUCAGAGCAGUAGGCUGUUUGUUUCUUGGCCGUCGCUUUCAUGCAUUCAUUUAUCUAAUAAAAAUAAAUGUAGAAAAUGAAAACAAACAAACAAACAAAAACUGUUCAUCCUU
Messenger RNA from Tympanuchus pallidicinctus (lesser prairie-chicken), 5850 nucleotides. RefSeq names its product regulator of G protein signaling 9 (gene RGS9). The coding region runs from base 123 to 1472 and encodes 449 amino acids. Gene Ontology annotation, biological process: regulation of G protein-coupled receptor signaling pathway; intracellular signal transduction; G protein-coupled receptor signaling pathway. The transcript has 16 exons. The record is from RefSeq and is a predicted model, not a curated record. NCBI's taxonomy places the organism in Eukaryota, Metazoa, Chordata, Aves, Galliformes, Phasianidae.